GCGGGACGUAUUCACAACCACCUCUCUGCCGCGUCUCACUUCAAGCCGUGUGCAUUACACCUUGUUCCUUUCUCAACGCCGGUUAUCACCGCUUUUUAUUCUUUCCCGAUAUUGUCUUUCGUAUCCACACACACACACACACAUACACACACACACACAGCUUUCGCGUUCAACGAUCGAUCCAAUCGGAGAAGGAGAUAAUAUUCGUCUGUCCGUUCCGUUUGCGAUCAUCGAGCCAUCGCGAUCUGUGUCCGUCGCGAAAACGUCGUUAAACGAGUCCCGUGUACCGAGCGUCGAGCUGUGCGAGUCGUGCCGGGAUGUUAUCGCAUAAUGAGACUGUCGUUAACGGUCCAUUGGCUUUCAUCGGCGAAGAUACUGGGUAUGUUCCGUCGAUGCGAGAAAGAUUCCUGGGAUGGAACGUACCGCCGGAGCAUUCGGAUCUCGUGCAUCCCCACUGGAGAGGGUUCAUAGCACCGGGAAAAUAUUGGCACAUUGGAUUCGCGCUCAUGUAUUCGAUGCUGCUCGUAAUGUCUCUCGUAGGAAAUUGUUGCGUCAUAUGGAUAUUUAGCACAUCGAAACCUCUGAGGACAGCUUCCAACAUGUUUAUAGUCAGCCUGGCGAUAUUCGACAUAAUAAUGUCCUUCGAAAUGCCGAUGUUCGUGAUAAGCAGUUUUAUGGAACGUAUGAUCGGCUGGGAAAUCGGAUGCGACGUUUACGCAGUCUUCGGUUCCAUCUCUGGCAUGGGACAAUCCAUUACGAACGCUGCCAUUGCCUUUGAUCGAUACAGAACCAUUUCCUGCCCGAUCGAUGGACGGCUCAACUCGAAACAAGCCGCGAUAAUCAUCGCUUUCACGUGGUUCUGGGUGACACCGUUCACUGUUUUACCGCUACUAAAAAUCUGGGGUCGAUUCACUACCGAGGGAUUGCUCACCACUUGUUCGUUCGAUUUCCUCACGGAGGAUCAAGACACCAAGGUCUUCGUCAUGAGUAUCUUCACCUGGUCUUACGUCAUCCCUCUAACCUUUAUCGUAUACUUCUACUCUCAGUUGCUCCAAUCUAUUCGCAAUCACGAGAGAAUGUUACGAGAACAGGCAAAGAAGAUGAACGUAAAGUCGUUAGUCUCGAAUCAGGACAAGGAAAGGAGCGUGGAACUGAGAAUCGCCAAAGUGGCAUUUACGAUAUUUUUCCUCUUCCUUUUAGCUUGGACACCGUAUGCAACCGUGGCUAUGAUAGGAGCAUUUGGCAAUCGCGAGCUUUUAACGCCUAUAUCUACGAUGUUACCCUCCUUGUUUGCCAAAACGGUAUCUUGUAUCGACCCGUGGAUUUAUGCGAUCAAUCAUCCGAGAUACCGACAAGAAUUGCAAAAGCGUUGCAAAUGGAUGGGCGUUCACGAGCCGGAAACAACUCACGACUCCGCGUCUGUCCAGACCGAGAAGAUUAAAUCGGACGAUGCAUAAAUCGAGGGUCUCGAACUGUCUACAUUGACGCGCUUAUGGGGCACGAUCGGUUUUCCAGUACAAGAUCGAGACACGCUAAAAAGAAAACCACCACUAGUGUGAUCUCGAUCUCCGUACAAAUACGUAGAAUCUCAGAUUCCACGUAAUUACGAGAAAUUGUAAAAUUGUAAGAUAUUAUACGAUCGUAGCGAUACGUACACCGAUAUCAACAAUCUUACCACUAUUGUUAAAGCAUUAUUAAAGUAAA
This is a messenger RNA of Bombus pascuorum, 1704 nucleotides long. RefSeq names its product opsin, blue-sensitive (gene Blop). The transcript is spliced from 8 exons. Bases 318 to 1457 code for a protein of 379 amino acids. Gene Ontology annotation, biological process: G protein-coupled receptor signaling pathway; visual perception. The record is from RefSeq and is a predicted model, not a curated record. Gene Ontology annotation, molecular function: G protein-coupled receptor activity. Gene Ontology annotation, cellular component: membrane. Lineage: Eukaryota; Metazoa; Arthropoda; Insecta; Hymenoptera; Apidae.